UUUGGGUUCUUUUAUACAUCUUUAGAAUAAUUCUAUAUCAUAUUUACUGAGUAUACAGGUCAAUUCAUGAGUACCUACGACUUUCUAAAGUCCAGUGUUAAUAUUUAACUCGAUUAAAAAAUAGUGAUAAUGUUUUGUGUUUAGGGCAUUUUCGCCGUGUUUUGGUCUCAGACGUAGGAUAUAUUAAUACCAAUGUAACUUUAACUGAGAUGCAAUAAUCUCGAAUUUUUGGUUCAUUUUUUUCAUUGUGCUUUUGUAUCUAUUUUAAUAAUAUAUUAUAUAUUCCGGCGUAUCUAUUGACCUGUCUAUCACGCACGUGAAGCGGUUAAUCCGGAUUCGCAGCCCAUAUUACUUAUUGUCAUCAUUAUGUUGCUUUAUGUUGACACAUUCAUACUGUUUUAUCAUGUUGAUGUAUUUUUAGAAUCCAACCUACUAUGCUAUUCAAGCUUGAUUCCUUUGUAAACAUUUUUGAAGUUUAUAUUCAGUUUGUGUACAUGUGAAAUGAAAUAUAUGUGUUUUAUUAAUUGAAUGACUCCUAGACUGUGAUAAAGUAUGCAUCUAUGAAGGAUUCAUCUGGACUAUUUAAAAAGGACAAUUUGACAUUAAUGGUGAGAGUAACGUGGUGAAGGCGACGGCAUGUGGCGCGGCGCGCGGGUUCUCGUACUCGCGGCGCUGAGCCUAUUGGCCGAGCCUUCGCUCGCCGCCAAGAAGUAUAACCUCACCGUGGGCUACUUGCCCGCCCUCACCGGAGAACUACGAGACAGGCAGGGCCUCACCAUCUCCGGGGCACUCUCCAUUGCCCUCGAAGAGCUGAACAACAGCACAGAAUUGCUGCCGGACGUCGACUUGUUUCUAGAAUGGCACGACACGAAGUUCGACACUGUGACGGCGACGCGUCUGAUCACCGACAUGAGCUGUGCCGGGGUUGUCGCCUUCUUCGGGCCCGAGGGACGCUGCCAUACCGAGGCCAUCAUCGCACAGUCCAGAAAUUUACCUAUGAUCUCUUAUCGUUGUUCCGAUUAUCAAACUUCUACGUUGUCUAACUUUGCGAGGUUAGAGCCUCCUGGCGCACAGGCAACAAAAUCCGUCAUAUCUCUGCUCCGGUACUACAGAUGGAACAAAUUCUCCAUUCUGUAUGAGGAAUCAUGGGUGACCGUAGCUUUGACCUUGGAGAACCACGCGAAGAACAACAACAUGACUGUGAACCACCAACGGCCCGUCAUAGAUGGGUACAAGUGUUGCGAGGAGAAAAUGACUUGCUGCGCGCCUGGGUUCUGGUACCAGUUUAUACAGGAUACCAAGAAUAAAACUAGAAUAUACGUUUUUUUGGGGUCAACACCGGGUCUCAUAGAAAUGAUGACGGCUAUGGAGUCUCUUCAGCUGUUCUCGAAAGGCGAAUACAUGGUUAUAUUUGUCGACAUGAUGACCUAUUCUCCAAAGGAAGCCUUAAAAUACCUUAUAAAGACCGAAGACCGCGUAUCCCCUAAACUCAUAUGCCCGAACACUGUGGAGUUCAAGAAGCGGGCGCAGUCCCUCCUCGUGGUGGUAUCCUCUGAGCCUUCGAGCAGCUAUGAGGAGUUCACCAACAAAGUCCGCAAGUACAAUACGAUGCCGCCCUUCAAGUUCAGGGACUCUGUGGUGUUCGGGACACAGUUUAAUAAGUUUGUCUCCAUCUACGCUGCAUAUCUAUAUGAUUCGGUAAAACUUUACGGGAAAGCUUUAGACGAAAUCAUUAAAGAAGAGACCCGUACGGAACAGUUGACAUUGCACAAACUGCAUCUCAUCGCCAUGAACGGAACGAGGAUUAUCAACAAAAUGAUUCAAAGUUCUCCGUAUAAAAGUAUAUCGGGCAUGUCGAUCCGCCUGGACGAGCGCGCGGACUCGGAGGGUAACUUCUCGGUGCUCGCCUUCAAGCCGACCAAGUUCCGUGACGGUGAUGUCAACUGCUCCUACAGCAUGAUACCCGUUGGACACUUCCAGCAUCAAAGUAAAAGGGAAUUUCCUGAAUACAAACUGAACCCUCGUCUACCAAUCGACUGGCCAGACAGCGUCAAGCCCGAAGACGAGCCGUCAUGUGGAUUUCUAAACGAAAAGUGUCCGAAAGACGAUUCACAGAUAACGUCGCUCGUAGUAGCUGGGACAUUAGCAGUGACUCUGUUCUGCGCUCUAGUGGUCACAAUCAGUAUAUACCGCAAGUGGAAAAUCGAGCAGGAGAUCGAGGGUCUGCUGUGGAAGAUAGACCCGCACGAGAUAGCCGGGUAUCUCGGCAGCGGGCUCGUGUGGUCGCCUAGUAAGCUGAGUUUAGCGAGCGGUAUAUCGUGCGAGAGCAAAUGCUGUACACAGAUAUUCACGACGACUGCUCAGUUUAAAGGGAAUGUUGUCAGGAUUAAGGAGCUCAAGUUUUCCAAAAAGAAAGACAUUCCUCGUGAGAUAAUGAAGGAAAUGCGUUUGCUGCGCGAGUUGCGUCACGACAACCUGAACUCGUUCAUCGGCGCCGUCGUCGAGCCACUGCGCGUGCUCAUACUUACUGACUACUGUGCCAAAGGGAGUUUAUAUGAUAUAAUUGAAAAUGAAGAUAUAAAAUUGGACAAAAUGUUCAUAUCUUCGUUAAUCCAUGAUCUCAUAAAGGGUAUGAUGUUUAUUCACACAUCGCCAUUAAUUUUUCACGGAAAUCUUAAAUCCUCGAAUUGUGUUGUUACGUCUAGGUGGAUGCUUCAGGUGGCUGAUUUCGGUUUACACGACUUGAGGGCGUGUGCCGAAAAUGAUUUUAUAGGGGAACACCAAUAUUACAGAGGCUUAUUAUGGAAAGCACCAGAGUUACUAAGGGAAAUGGAUAACCCUAACUCGACAGUUGGUGGAACACAGAAAGGAGAUGUUUAUGCAUUUGGAAUUAUUUUAUACGAAAUAAUAGCGAGGAGAGGUCCCUUUGGGUUUACAGGGACUGAACCUAAAGAUAUAAUAGAGCGAUUAAAAAGACCAAAGUUAGAUGGUGAAGAGGUGUUCAGACCGGAUACCGAUAUACUGGACCCGUCCACCGAGGAUUACGUGGUGGCGUGUAUGAAAGACUGCUGGGCAGAGGAUCCGAAUAUUAGACCCGACUUUCCUAUUAUAAGGAGUCGGCUUAAGAAAAUGAAAUCUGGGAAGUCAAGAAAUAUAAUGGACCAAAUGAUGGAUAUGAUGGAGAAAUAUGCUAAUAAUUUAGAAGAACUAGUCAACGAGAGGACGAGGCUAUUGAUCGAAGAGAAACAAAAAACCGAAGACUUAUUACAUAGGAUGCUACCAAAGUCGGUGGCCCGGCGGCUGACGACGGGCGAGGGCGUCGAGCCGGAGUCCUUUGACUCGGUGACGAUAUACUUUAGCGACAUCGUCGGCUUCACGGCCAUGUCCGCCGAGAGCACGCCCCUGCAGGUCGUGAACUUCCUCAACGACCUGUACACGGUGUUCGAUAGGAUAAUUAGAGGCUACGAUGUUUAUAAAGUGGAGACCAUUGGGGAUGCUUACAUGGUGGUUUCCGGAUUACCUAUAAGAAAUAACGAUAGACACGUAGGUGAGAUCGCAUCAAUGGCGCUAGAGUUAUUGAAUGCAGUAAAAAGUCACAAAAUAUCUCAUAGACCAAAUGAAACACUCAAGCUUAGGAUAGGAAUACAUACCGGCGCGGUAGUAGCAGGUGUAGUUGGCCUCACGAUGCCCCGCUACUGCCUGUUCGGAGACACAGUGAACACAGCGUCUCGCAUGGAGUCCAACGGCGAGCCGCUUAAGAUACACAUAUCGCCGAGCUGCAAGCAAGCGCUCGAUAAAAUUGGCGGCUAUAUCGUAGAACCAAGAGGCACUAUUCCAAUUAAAGGGAAAGGACAGGUCCAGACAUACUGGUUAAUAAGCGCCACAGAAAAGGCUAUUCAAAAGAGGGCCGUAGAAGGGGAAGAGCGCCCACUAUUCCGUCGACCCAGAAGGAGUCCUAGAUUGACAGACUCACGACAUCCUUCACUAUCAGACUUGUCAGAAGGCGGUUGCGGCGGCAGUGCGGUCCGGCAGCGCGUGUCGUCGAGCGGCGCGCGCGAGCCCAGCGACGGGCACGACGCCAGGGAGGCCAUGCGCGGCUCACGCUGCUCGCUGCCCGCGCCGCUCUGCGCCGAGACAGACCUGCGGCGGGCUAGGCAUGAACAUGUCGCGCCUAGGCCUAGGCACGCGCUGAGCUCGAUCGCGUCUUCGACGGCGUGCUCAGGGUCGGGGCGCGAGUCGGGCGGGUCGGGCGCGGCGCUGCGCGGCGCGGGGCUGCGCGCGCGCUCGCUGGACGUGCUGCCGGCCGCCGCGCGCCUGCGCAGGCACCACACCACGCGCUCGCUCGACCACGAGGUGGGCGUGGCCACGGUCUGCGGGGACCCCGUGUUCAACGGCACCAUCGUGGGGCUGGUCACGGACGAGGCGCCGCGCAGCGAGGACGCGCCGCUGCUGCGCAAGAGCAGCCUGUCCACCAAGCUGGAGCGCGCGCGCCGGAAGCCGGCCGAGGCCAACUACAUCGAGUUCUACAAAGGCUGGCGGUCGCUGGAGAACGUGGCCGAGGCCAAGCCGGGCGAGCGCAAGACGCCGCGCUUCGCCUUCACGUCGUGGGCGGCGGGGCUGCUGGAGUUCUUCGGCAGCAGCGCGCGCACGGCCAGCGGCUCGCUGCGCAACGCGCCGCCGCUGCUGGACCGCGAGUCCGCCGUCUGAGCCGGCAACCUAUGCAGCUUCCGCCGUAUGAGCGUAUAUUAGAUGAUAUGUAUAUGUAUAUGAAAUGAUGUUGUAAAUAAUAUGUGUAAGUAAAACGAUGUUACCGUCAAUUGUGAAAUAAGUUUAAUGUUAUUAAAUAAUUUCUAUUGAA
Trichoplusia ni (cabbage looper) is the source of this 4858-nucleotide messenger RNA. Its product is annotated as receptor-type guanylate cyclase Gyc76C-like. The record is from RefSeq and is a predicted model, not a curated record. Gene Ontology annotation, biological process: protein phosphorylation; receptor guanylyl cyclase signaling pathway; cGMP biosynthetic process. Bases 637 to 4707 code for a protein of 1356 amino acids. NCBI's taxonomy places the organism in Eukaryota, Metazoa, Arthropoda, Insecta, Lepidoptera, Noctuidae. The transcript has 25 exons. Gene Ontology annotation, molecular function: guanylate cyclase activity; protein kinase activity; ATP binding.